Messenger RNA from Phragmites australis (common reed), 1117 nucleotides. Its product is annotated as ubiquitin carboxyl-terminal hydrolase 3-like. Gene Ontology annotation, molecular function: cysteine-type deubiquitinase activity. The transcript is spliced from 9 exons. The record is from RefSeq and is a predicted model, not a curated record. NCBI's taxonomy places the organism in Eukaryota, Viridiplantae, Streptophyta, Magnoliopsida, Poales, Poaceae. Gene Ontology annotation, biological process: protein deubiquitination; ubiquitin-dependent protein catabolic process. Bases 133 to 831 code for a protein of 232 amino acids. Gene Ontology annotation, cellular component: cytoplasm.
ACGGGACCCCGCGCAGCGUCACAAAACCGCCGGAACCAACACGCCAGCACCACCUCAUUCGAUCCCGCCGCUACACCUUCCCAUUCUCUGGUCAGCUCCCGCUCUCCUCGGCCUCCUCCGCGCGCCGAGAAGAUGGGGAAGCGGUGGACACCCCUGGAGGCCAACCCCGACGUCAUGAACCAGUUCAUGUGGGGACUGGGGGUCCCCGAGGGGGGUGCGCAGUUCUGCGACGUCUAUGGCCUCGACGACGAGCUGCUCGCCAUGGUGCCCCAGCCCGUGCUCGCCGUCCUCUUCCUCUACCCCCUCACCUCUCUGGACGAGAAGGAGGAACCCGGCGCUUCUGGCACAUCGACCGCAGGAGGCAAGAACUUCAUGAUGCAGGAUCUGAACAAGAAGGUAUACUUUACAAAGCAGACUGUUGGCAAUGCUUGUGGAACAGUUGGUGUAAUUCAUGCAGUAGGGAAUGCCACAUCUCAAAUCAAACUAGUUGAGGGGUCUUAUUUUGAGAAGUUUUAUAAGCAAACAGCUGAUAUGGAUCCUGUCCAGCGUGCUGCCUUUCUUGAGGAGGACGAUGAAAUGGAGGAUGCUCAUUCUGUUGCUGCAUCAGCUGGUGACACUUAUGCCAAUGUUGAUGUGAAUGAACAUUUUAUAUGUUUCUCCUGUGUCGAUGGCAUACUUUAUGAGCUUGAUGGGCGUAAAUCACAACCCAUAUCUCAUGGCCCUUCAUCACCUGAUACCUUGUUGCAGGAUGCUGCAAAAGUCAUCAAAGCCAGAAUUGCAGAGAACCCUAACUCAAUGAACUUCAAUGUCAUGGCUCUUUCAAAGAACUGAAGUAAGCUGCCAUGGUAGGUUUUGUUUGAUGAUCACGGACCAUUUUUCCUUUCACAUGUGCUGGGCAGUGGGCAUCCAGAACCCUAUGGAAAGUCUGCGCAAGGGAAAACAGAGAUAGGAAAACGAUCACCAAAAGCAUGAAACUGUGCUGUUUGCACAAAUUUUCUAUCAUAUGACCUUGAGAUGUUUGGUUAUACUCUCGUGCCUUGUUUAUGGAGAUAGAAGCUGUUAUUCAAGAUUUUACUUGUUUCCUGUUUAUGAAUCGCAUGGAAUGUUUAGUUACUGC